Moneuplotes crassus is the source of this 2108-nucleotide messenger RNA. NCBI's taxonomy places the organism in Eukaryota, Ciliophora, Spirotrichea, Euplotida, Euplotidae. The record is from the annotation of a GenBank genome assembly.
AUGGAUGAAAAUAAUAAGCAGAAAGAAGAACAAAAGUCAGACCCAUCCGAUGAUAGUAAUAAACAACAGGAAAGCAAUAUUGUCCCAAUUCUGGCUCCUCAGUACUACUCUGCUGAAGAAAAAGUUGAGGUUAAGUUCUGGGGCAGGUUUGUGAAAGCACUUUUCUGAUGAGGUUCUCAUAAAUAAAUGCCACAGAAGGAAGAAAAUUAAGAAUAAAGUUUUAAGUAAAUUUAUGAGCCCAGUUAAGAAUCAAGAAAAACUAUUUGAAAAUGAUAAAGAGGCAGAGCCUAUUGACCCUCCUAAGCCAAUCAUUGCUAGUUUGCAGCCUAAAUAAAAGCUUAAGGACUAGAAGGAAUAUGAAACUUAUGAGAGCAAUGAACGAGAUUGAUGAAAAUCCAGAGGUAUUCUUGUCAAAGCCUGAAGAAGAGAAGAAAACAAGUAAGAAUUCUACAGCCAGUGCAGAUCAAAAUCAUGUCCAAAAUCUUUUGGCCAAGUCACGGAGUGCUAGCAAUCGAACUUUGAGCCAGAACAAGUCCUCUGAUAAGCAGGAGAACUCGACAAGUCUUUCUGAUAUGAGAAAUAAUUCAAUGAAUGAAGGAAAGGGAUCUAAUCCUCGAGCUAAAACUGAGAAUUCAAUAUCCAAAAGGUCGUCUCAUCUUGAGCAAGUUCAAGAAAAUGCUUAUAGCCCUUUGAUUCACAAAGUUAAUGACGAUUCUACUAAUAGAAAAGACUCUAAAAAGACUCUCAAAAGCGCAAAUUCUCCUGAAAAGAAGAAAUUUAGUGAUACUUCUACUAAGACAAAGAAUCACCAGAGAAGCAAAAGCUUUACCAAACCUAACUGGAGGCAUAGAAAGGAAUGUAAGAAGAAAACAAUAAAGGAAGAGGCUAGUGAUGGGGCUAAAAGCAAGCAUAGCAAACACAGCAAGCAUAGUAAACACAGCAAGCACAGUGGUCCCAGCAAUCAUAAACCUCACCAUCAUAAACACCACCAUAAACGGAAGCAUUGUAGUAAGAAGAACUUGUCGAAGAGUCCUUCCUCUAGUUCAAAAUCUGGAAGUCAUAGCUCUAAUCCUAAAAAUAUUAGUACCCUGCAGAAACAAAUGACUUUGACUCGGAACUACAACGCUCAGAACCUCAAAAUGAAAGCUGAAGAGCUUGUACAGCGAAGAGUUAAGAGAGAACUUAGAAAACACACUGAGGAUCUUACCUUAGAGAAGUUAGUGGCACAGAAAGAAAAUGAAGAAUAUGAAUCAGAUGCAGAUCAUGCUCGCACUCCAACAAAUAUUGGCAACAUUCGAAGGCUCUAUAGGCACCAUCAUAAAAAUAGUGUAUCAAAGCCAUUGACAGAGGAUAGUGAAGAGGAUAGAACUUUAAGUGGGAUGAUGAGUUCUCCACAUAAAUAGUCCUAAACAUUGCAGAGUCAGCGAGAACGUCUCCAGACUCAUGGACGAUAAACGAAGUACUAUUAAAGAACAAGUUGAGGAUGAAGAAGAAUUUACUGGAAGCAGUUUAAAUAUAUCUGGAAAUCUACAUUUUAUUCAAAGCAGUAAGAGAUGUAAAAAGAAGAAGGAUUCAGAGCCUUGAAGUAAAUCUUCAAAGCAAACCUCUCUAAGAAAGAAUUCAGAUAUUCUGAUUCUAACAGACCAGUCUUCUCCUAUAAAAAUUUUUGAAAAGCCCAGAAAAUACACAGAAAAUAUCCUGGAAAGUAAGCCAAAGAAAUCAAAGAAAAAGCAGAGCACCAACGAGAAAUCUACCACGCUUGAAGGAACAUCUGGUGUUUCUCCUUUCAUUCAGUCAAGGAAGGAUUCUGGGUUUGGUGAAUUAGUAAGUUCUAUGAUAUCAACACCUUUGAUGCAGGCAAGUCCAUCCAAAAGAGACAUUCCUAAGAAAGAUGAGAAUCCUUUUAGCAUCUCUCAAAGUAAACAUUUGAUUUUCAGGAGUUUAGCUAGUGGAAAGCUCGAUCCGAGACCAGCGAUGGAUGACCCGGCUCCAUAAUUUAAAGCAUCAAACUGGGACCAAUUUUUAGCAGCUUCGGUUGCUCCUAUUAUUAAUCUAAGAUUCUUUUUAAGCAUCUGUCUUUCCUGCGAAUGGGUUGAAUUGCUAGUCAU